UUUCAUUUUAAAUUCUCCUUCCCAACGGCCCAAUCCCCCAUCUCUCCAGUGUAGGGUUUCCAAAUCCGAGAAUGUUGAUGAAAGCGAUCUAGCUUUCCCUUGAAUUAUCAACAAAAUAAAAUGUCUCGAUUCCAUUGCCUAGUUUAAUUUUCGGUAAAGCCCGAUUUGAUCGUGCCCGCAAUCGUUUUCAUCGGUAAAGUCUGCACAAAGGGGAAGAGAGGAAGAAAGAACAAAAAGCGACGAUGAAUUUAUCGGAUCCAUCAAUGGCGUUACUGGCGUCGAGCGGAGGAGAUACCGUGAAGCUCUUCGAUGUGUCGGUCAAGGCCGGCGAUCCCUGCAUUUUGAGCUACACUCCCUCUCCUGGUUGCCUUGUCAAUUCACUCAAGUGGAACCACACCAAUUUGGUUGUGGCCAGUGCGGGAGAUGAUAAGAAGAUUUCCUUGUGGCGUAAGAUUGGGCAGAGCAUGGGGACUAUUCCCGUUGCUGGAACUGACAGUGGAGACAAUAUCGAGGAGUCUAUAAUGGCUAUCAGCUUCAGCAAUAAGGUAUCCCGGUACAUAUGUUCUGGUGGAAGCGGUCAAGUUGUAAGAAUAUGGGAUUUGCAGAGGAAGAGAUGUAUUAAAUGGUUGAGAGGCCAUACCAAUACAAUAACAGGUGCAAUGUACAACUGCAAGGAUGAACACUUGGCUUCCAUCAGUCUUAGCGGGGAUCUCAUACUUCACAACCUUGCAUCUGGUGCCAGGGCUACUGAACUCAAGGACCCCAAUCAACAGGUAUUGAGAGUGCUCGAUUAUUCUCGAAUUAGCCGACACCUUCUAGUGACUGCUGGUGACGAUGGGACCGUACAUUUAUGGGAUACAACAGGUCGCAACCCAAAGGUUUCUUGGUUGAAGCAGCACUCAGCACCAACUGCUGGCAUUAGCUUCUCACCAUCCAAUGACAAGAUAAUUGCUAGUGUUGGUCUGGAUAAAAAGUUAUACACUUAUGACUCAGGGUCUAGAAGACCCUCAUCUUGCAUUCCUUACGAGGCACCUUUCUCGUCAUUGGCAUUUAGAGAUGAUGGUUGGACUCUUGCAGCUGGAACAAGUAGUGGCCGGGUGGUAUUCUAUGAUGUUCGUGGAAAGCCACAACCUUUUGUUGUUCUUCAUGCUUACAGUAGUUCAGAGGCUGUUACAAGUUUAUGCUGGCAGAGGUCAAAACCUGUUAUUGUCAAUGAAAGUAAUUGCACUGCUGAGACUGCUCUUGUUGGAGAUUCUGUUGAAGAUUCGGUACUUAUGCCUGACCCACUUCCUUCUGUGACUUCGUCGAAUGUUCUUUCUACAUCAGUAUCUAGUUCUCGGAAUUCUGGUCGAUUUGGUGCUUCCGUUGAAGCAUCUUCACUAACUGCAGCUGGCUCGGGGUUUGCAUCAAGCACGCUCAAUAUUGCAGAGGAAACACCGCAAAGAAGCCAUUUGUGGCCAGGUGGAUCUUUGGCUAGAUUACAUGCUCCUCGCUCUAGUUUUAACUUCAAGGAUGAAAUGGAGGUGUUUUCCCCUCUGGUGGAUGUUCAGCCAAUUACACCUUCACUUGACAAGCUGUGGGAUGACCGUGAAGGAACCAAGAAGGAUCAUCUUCUUCUUGAUAAGAAGCCUUCAUCUCUGUUGUUUCCUCAAUCCAGUAGGAGAUUCCCUAUUGCAGAAGAGGGUGGUAGCGAUCAUCCAAUAUUCGAUUGGAAACCCAGCUUGACUUCCAAACAGGAUGACAACCAAUCUUCCUUCACACUGUUGGGUUCAACACCUACCCCAUCUUCAAAAAACGAAGACUCCUCUAUCACUCCUCCUGAAGCUUGGGGUGGUGAGAGACCGUCUGAAAAAUAUGCUCACAUGCGUCAGCCAAUCACUUUGCCAUCUCGGUUUGGGAUGCUGACUUCUGGCGGUCAGUCAUCAGGGUCAAUGUUUAGUGGAUUACAAGACCUAUCCUCGUCAACAAGUCAGAUGAGUAUAAGCUCCUUGACAAAUUCGAACUUAACUUAUGUGAAUUUGCGCCCCAAAGAUGUUUCUUCAAAUCAGGAGACCUCAUUGGGAUUUCCAGAUAACCUAUCAUCUAGUUCUGUGUCUCUGUCUCUUGCUACAAAAGGCAUUUCUGGACAGGUCAACCUUGAUUCACCAUCUUUGGCCCUGCCUCGAAGAUUUUCUACUUAUGCAGAGAGAAUUAGCACUGCAUCUUCCUUCAGUGAUGGGACAUCCCUUUCGGUGGGUUCACCAAAAAUGAAGAAAACAGGAGCUGAAACCAGGGAAGAACUUUUGAAUAGCUUGUUGGCAAAAUCUGAUACAGUGGUUGCUACAGAGGCAGGAAUUCUUCCAUCAAUGAAUGGAGGAAUCUCACAACCCCAAAAGGCCCCACAGCCAGAUGCACAGCAGGGAUCUUCCUUUACUCUCCAGCUUUUUCAACGCACUCUUGAAGAAACUCUCGAUUCCUUUCAGAAAUCCAUACACGAAGAUAUGAGGAACCUUCAUAUAGAAAUUCUUAGACAAUUCCACAUGCAAGAGAUGGAAAUGUCGAGUGUUAUGAGCUCGAUUAUGGAAAACCAAGCUGAAUUAAUGAAAGAAGUCAAGUCACUCCGGAAAGAGAACCAACAGCUCCGGCAAUUGCUGUGAGCAUGGGAAAGAUUGUGUUAUUAUUGUGGUUUUUUGUUUACCCUUGAUUUUUAUUUUUUGGGAGAAUUUGGGGCCUACAUGUUGCUUCCAUCCAUAAUUCACACUUAAGCGGUGGCCUCUUGAUUGAUUUGCGCUAGGAUUGUAUUUCUCAGCAAUAGCAGUGGAGUGGAGCCUGACAUCGACAUAAAAAAAAAGGGAAGUUUAGAGAGAGAAAAUCAAAGGGAGAAAGGUACUCGUGGGAGGCGAGGAUCUUUCGAGCAUGUAUGUACAGAGGUGAAUAGUUCAGCUAAGGAAUGGAAGCUUUGAAUUGGGUUGCUUUUAUGACAAAAAAAAGGUGUUCAUAUUGGUAUCUAAGCGGUUUGUGUCAAGGUUUUUAUUCUGUUUUUGGUGGAGGAUAUGAAGCUCUGAAUUUAUGCAUAAUCAGCUCUACUUUGGUUCUGUGAAA
This is a messenger RNA of Juglans microcarpa x Juglans regia, 3081 nucleotides long. RefSeq names its product protein NEDD1. NCBI's taxonomy places the organism in Eukaryota, Viridiplantae, Streptophyta, Magnoliopsida, Fagales, Juglandaceae. The coding region runs from base 243 to 2636 and encodes 797 amino acids. Gene Ontology annotation, biological process: cell plate assembly; positive regulation of cytokinesis; regulation of phragmoplast microtubule organization. Gene Ontology annotation, molecular function: gamma-tubulin complex binding; protein binding. The transcript is spliced from 10 exons. Gene Ontology annotation, cellular component: kinetochore microtubule. The record is from RefSeq and is a predicted model, not a curated record.